Molecule: messenger RNA, 4489 nt
Organism: Neogale vison (American mink)
Lineage: Eukaryota; Metazoa; Chordata; Mammalia; Carnivora; Mustelidae
Gene: TRIB2
Product: tribbles pseudokinase 2
Exons: 3
Coding region: 1390-2421 (343 amino acids)
Biological process (GO): regulation of MAP kinase activity; positive regulation of proteasomal ubiquitin-dependent protein catabolic process; protein phosphorylation
Cellular component (GO): nucleus
Molecular function (GO): ATP binding; mitogen-activated protein kinase kinase binding; protein kinase activity
Source: RefSeq, a predicted model, not a curated record
GAGCGAGGCGCGCGCGCGCACACACGCGCACACAGGGCCCCGCUCGCUCCGAGAUCCCCGGCCACGUAAGUAACUAUUAAUACCGCCUCGCCGGGAGUUGCGGGCGUGCUGAGCUCGGGGAUUGGCCUCGGGCACCAUCGGCCAUCCCCUUCAAUUUUAAAUACACAUUCUUCUUACCUCUGGGGAAGAAAGAAAAAAAAAAAAAAGACGAAGAAGAAAAGCCAUCAAUUUUCUCCAAAACAAACCCCACCGGGCAAUUUAGGUUUAGGGUCGGGGGAGACGGAGUGGUUGUAAAUUAUUCCAAGGCAAGACCCAGUUAUCCAGCGGGAAAGGAACGCCGCAGGUUGGCUGGGGGCUCAUCCCCUUCCAGCGCCCGGAGGAACCCCCUCACCCCCCCGGAAGCUCGUGCCGGGGGCAUCGGAGACCACGGAUCUACCCUCGUCCCUGGCCGCAGUUCUAGCUUUAUUCGGAGGACGAUCUGGAGCACGAGCGAGCAGCGGCAGCAUGAGCCUAUGCUGACCUCCGCCCGGCGGGCCAACCUGGGCUUUGUCGCGGUACCUGCGCCCGGCCCGCGCCGCAACUCUGUGCCCAGCUUUUGCAAUCUUUUGUUGGCAGCGCUGACCGCUCUAAGUUAAAUGCUCCCUUGCUAUUCUGUUUUUUUUUUUUUUUUCCCUUUUUUUUUUUUUUUUGUCUGUUUGUUUAAAUUUUGGAUAUCUCUUGCGAUCCUUGGAAAAGUCUCAGACGCCAUCUACAGUUAAAACGUAGGUAACUACCCUCUCCGGCGUCCCCCCCCCUUCCACGCCCCCCACCCUUUCCACCAAAAAAGGGGGUGCAGCGCGGAUUCUGUCUGCCGUGCGGCGCGAGCCGGUAGCCCCGUGCUUAUUUCCUUUUUCUUUUUGUUUGGUUUCUAACGCGUGGGGACCGAGCUGCGGCCGCGCGCGGCUCGAGGAUCGCGUAAACUACAGCAGGGCUCCCCCGCCCCGUCUGCGAUUCGGAAGCCUGCGUGGGGAUCGCUUCGGGAGACCUGGCGCUGCAGCUCCCCACCUUAGCAAUCGGGUCGCUCGUCUAGAUCCGCGCUGGAAAGAGAGAAAGAAAGAGAGAGAAACUAAAAGUGCGGAGAUUCUGCACAUCGCCGGCUGCUUUGGGGGUAACAAAAGGACCCGAAUUCCUGCCGACUGAGCACCCCCGGGAGCCGGGCUCGGAGCCGACAAGGUGCCUGGCGGCGCCCAUCUGGGGGCUUCCAACUCUCUUCUCCACGUAGCCCCCUUCCCGUCCCCUCCCCUCUCGUUCCGUUUUAAAAUCCGUGGCACGGAGGCGCCUGCAGCCGCGCUCGCCCGCGACUCAUCUCUCCAGCGGGUUUUUUGUUUGCCGAGUGCGAUCCCCACACUCAUGAACAUACACAGGUCUACCCCCAUCACAAUAGCAAGAUAUGGGAGAUCGCGGAACAAAACCCAGGAUUUCGAAGAGUUGUCGUCUAUAAGGUCCGCCGAACCCAGCCAGAGUUUCAGCCCGAACCUCGGCUCCCCGAGCCCGCCCGAGACUCCGAACUUGUCGCAUUGCGUUUCUUGCAUCGGGAAAUACUUAUUGUUGGAACCUCUGGAGGGAGACCACGUUUUUCGUGCCGUGCAUCUGCACAGUGGGGAGGAGCUGGUGUGCAAGGUGUUCGAUAUAAGCUGCUACCAGGAAUCCCUGGCCCCGUGCUUUUGCCUGUCUGCCCACAGCAACAUCAACCAAAUCACCGAAAUCAUCCUGGGAGAGACCAAAGCCUAUGUGUUCUUUGAGCGAAGCUAUGGGGACAUGCAUUCGUUUGUCCGCACCUGCAAGAAGCUGAGGGAGGAGGAGGCGGCCAGACUGUUCUACCAGAUCGCCUCGGCCGUGGCCCACUGCCACGAUGGGGGGCUGGUGCUGCGGGAUCUGAAGCUGCGGAAAUUCAUCUUUAAGGACGAAGAAAGGACUCGGGUCAAGCUGGAAAGCCUGGAAGAUGCCUACAUUCUGCGGGGAGAUGACGACUCCCUCUCCGACAAGCACGGCUGCCCGGCUUACGUGAGCCCAGAGAUCUUGAACACCAGUGGCAGCUACUCGGGCAAAGCAGCCGACGUGUGGAGCCUGGGCGUGAUGCUCUACACCAUGUUGGUAGGGCGGUACCCUUUCCAUGACAUUGAGCCCAGCUCCCUCUUCAGCAAGAUCCGACGUGGCCAGUUCAACAUUCCAGAGACUCUGUCGCCCAAGGCCAAGUGCCUCAUACGAAGCAUCCUGCGGCGGGAGCCCUCAGAGCGGCUGACCUCGCAGGAAAUUCUGGACCAUCCUUGGUUUUCUACAGAUUUUAGCGUCUCAAAUUCAGGAUAUGGUGCUAAGGAAGGGUCAGAUCAGCUGGUGCCGGAUGUCAACAUGGAAGAGAACUUGGACCCUUUCUUUAACUGAGCUCGUGCCCCACAGAGACUUAGCAGGUACCAGGAGCGAGAGAGGGCCGCGGAGAGUCCUUCCAGGGGACACGGAUCGCCUGGCUUGGUAGCAAGAAAGACACUGACACUCAAGUUUCUUGAUUCACAGAAGGAGAACCUUCAAGGAGCUGACUGAACAUGGAGCAUGGGCGCGAGAGACGCGGGGUGGGGAUCUGGGGUAGGGUCCGCGGGGCGGGUGCCCCGGAGCUUCUCUUCCCUGAUGGAGCCCCUCUGGAGAACCCCCGGUCCGUUGGGCUGCUUCUGCCUACCCCACUUUUCAUUUGUUCCAAAAUAGUUGCAGAUCCCAACAGAAUCAAAACUCUCUGCCUCAAACACACAUCUUGGCAUCGCACUGUUAGCUUUUAACUUCUUGUCACGAUUCAGGGAAGGUACAAUGGGCCAAGGAUUUUGUUCUUUUUCUUUUUCUUUCUUUCUUUCUUUCUUUCUUUCUUUCUUUCUUUCUUUUUUAAACAAGACAACCACCUAUCUGAUAAUCAAUGCGGUUCAUUAAACAGCAACAACAAUAAAAUUCGGUGCACACAGACUGACCAGAAACCUGGGUGCUAACCUAAAAGAAAAUAGAAAUCCAGUUUGUGUCUCUUAAUCUCUUAAUUGCUCUUUUAACUCAUUUCUUCUAAAUAAACUAUUUAAUAUCCUGGUCAGGAAAUGACAUGUUGAUGCUUUGCUCCCUGAAGGGGAAAAAAAAAAAUCUGUUCUUUAACAAGCUAUUCUGUUCUGUGUCCGUGGGUUCGUGGCAGGAAGCUGUUAGAAGUCAAAAUUCUAGAUGCAUUAACUGCUUUCAUAGUCUAAGGAAAGAAAAGGAAGGGAAAGGAAAGGAGAAAUUCACUCCUGAGUUUUUUGUUUUUUUUUUUUUUUCUUUUUCCUUUGAACGAUAAAGGCUGCCUCAUAGGGGGUCCUCUCUGCCGGGAUGGGGGCAAAGGGGGCGAGAUCACGGGAGAUGCUUGGAGUCUGAAGCUUAUAGGCCACUCUGGUCUCAGCUACACCUUUUGUCUUUGUUUUAUUGGAAACGAGUGAAACCAAGCAGGUUGUCCCACUUGUAUGAAAUACAGGGCAGCUAUUUCCUUUUCUUUAGGAAGAAUGAUCCUUUUCACUUGGCAGGCCCUCUGGUUUGGACAGAAACCCUCGGUAGAGACAAGCGGGGAGAAAAAUCAGCUGGAAGCUAGGAUGAUAUAAAUAAAAACAGCUCUCUAUCCCAAUACGCACCUUUGUAUUUUCAAGAAUCCUUCUAUUUAUUAAGGAAAAUGUCACAUUGUGAUGUAUUAAGCCAGUUUUUCAAUUACGGGUUGACUUGGGAUGACAUGUUACAUGCUGUAGUGAAUAACAUCUAUAUAUUUUUUCUUGUUUGAGUAUUUCUGUCCCUGAAGUAACCUUUUGUUUGGCUUUUCUAGAUAGCUUUAUUUGAUUUCGAGUGGCAAACGUUUUUUUAUUACGGCUUUUCUAUUUGCUGUAUGAUACAGAACUCUUUCGGCAUAAAUAUUUGUGUUUCCAGUACCUCACUUGUUUGGAUUUUACUGCCUGUAUACGUUUUGUGAAAUGGUCCUGUUUUUGGGUAGGUAACACGUGGACUCUAGUGUGUAAAUGUUACUUGAAUCUGUGCUUCAUUAUAGUACGUGGCAUGUGUGUGCAAAUCUUGGAUGCUUUAUGCCUGUUCAACAGGAGCCCGGCCUUCACGUUCCCAGGAGGGUGGCUUCACCGUUCAUAGUCAGGAGACAAGGCGGCCAUGGAUUUGCCCUUGAUUCUGUUUUGAUAAUGGAAGAUAGAAAGGAGAGGGUUUUUUUUUUUUGGUUUGGGGGUUUUCUUGUUUGUUGUUUUGUUUUGUUUUGUUUUUUUACAUUCUAAAGAUGGUGCUGUGUCAAGAAGGACCCGUUUUUCUUCCCCGUCCCCUAUUUUUUUCAGUACCCCGUAGGAGGAAAGGUUGGUGACGUGCAUGGUGGGAAUCUAUGGCCUCUGGUGCUUUGUCCUGUAUUUGGUUUAAUGUUUUUGUCCUAAUCUCUUCAAUCAAUAAAAUUGUGCGUAUUUAACUAAAA